Messenger RNA from Rhineura floridana, 642 nucleotides. RefSeq names its product telomere repeat binding bouquet formation protein 2 (gene TERB2). Gene Ontology annotation, cellular component: nuclear inner membrane. The record is from RefSeq and is a predicted model, not a curated record. The coding region runs from base 1 to 642 and encodes 213 amino acids. Gene Ontology annotation, biological process: homologous chromosome pairing at meiosis; meiotic attachment of telomere to nuclear envelope. The transcript has 8 exons. Lineage: Eukaryota; Metazoa; Chordata; Lepidosauria; Squamata; Rhineuridae.
AUGUUCAGGGGCUGCAGUGCCUGGUUCUCUCAAAGCGUCAGCCACAAGCUUUGUGACCUUUGGGUUGCUGAAGGAGGAGUGAUCACAAACCAGGAUGCUGCUGAUUAUCUGUUCAGCAGUGAUGCUUCGCACCCUGACACAAAAAGAAUACACUGGAGCUUAGAUUAUCUAGAAGACAGAAUCACAGUUUUUCAUUCUUGUUAUCUUACUGCAAGUGUCAACUCUGAAAUAAAAAACACAGUGCCAUUAGGACACUUCCUCCUUCCACCUGCCUGCUUGCAACAAGAAAUUAGAAAAAAAAUUGGCAGCUUUAUAUGGGAGCAGAUAACCAAUCCUCUGAAGGUUCAGCCUAGUCAACCUGCUGAAGUAAAGAGCUACAGAGUGGAAGAGAUAAAGAGCAAGAGAGGGUUGAAAAAAAGUGGAGACAAUCAGAUUCCAGGGACAGUAGAAAGAAGGAAACUGGCAUAUAUUCCACUACAAGAUUAUCCAGCAAGCAACAUGGUGACUGGUUAUCCCUCUGCUAAAGAGAUGAAGAAAUUCCUUGGAGAGAUAAAGGAUUUUAUUCCUGGCUGCUCUGAUUACUUGGCAUACUGGAUUCCAAAUGAAAAAAUGUUUUUCUCUGGUGUAUUCUGCAACGCGUAA